AUGGACAUGGCGGCUUUCAGUGCAUUAAAUAAAAGCACAAAAAAAGAUAUUCCCGACUCAAACUGGGACUUAAAACUACACUUGGGCGUCACUUUCUUGAGAAACUGUUUAAAACUUGGCAAAAACCUCACCAUAGAAAAACACCAAAAAGUUCUAUCGCGAGCACAUUUGCCUUCACCACCUUCUGUUUCCGUACGCAAGGCCACAAUACCCGAAACAUGUAGGUCACAAGCUGAAGAUAUUUUGGCUGGUUUGUUAAGCGGACAAGAGGAAAAAGUUGGCUGGCGAUGGAGAGAAGAUCCGAUGAAACAACGACCGUUACGUGGUGAAUGGGUAGAAUCGAAAAAACGAAAGAAACGAACGGCAGUCGACCGUGUUGUUUUGUUUAUUCAUGGUGGUGCUUUCUUUUAUGGAAGUGCUGCACAACAUCGGUUCUUGAUCCAAAAGGUUACGAAAUAUGGUGGUGCUAGAGCUUUAAGCAUUGAUUAUCGUUUAGCUCCUCAAUCACCGUUCCCUGGCGCUUUAGUUGAUGUAUUAGCUGCAUAUUUCUAUUUAAUACACCCACCUGCUGAUGCUGGAUUUGAGCCAAUAAGUCCAGAAAAUAUCAUUGUGAUGGGUGACUCGGCUGGCGGUGGCUUAACGAUUGCAUUGAAUAUGGUUUUACGUGAUGCUGGUCUUCCAAAACCUGUUGCAGGAGUAUGUUGGUCUCCUUGGGUUGAUCUUUUCCACUCAUUACCUUCAUGUGUCAUGAAUAUUGAAACAGACUACAUUCCUAAUGGGUUCGUUCACAAAGCGUCCCCGGCAAACCCGAUAAAAGACUACAAAGACAUUAAUCAACGAUUGCAAAGAAUUCAUUAUUACGCGUAUAACUCUGCAAUAGAUAUCCCGUAUGUCAGUCCGAUUUUGGCUGAUGAUUUAGGUGGACUGGGAAAUUUAUUCAUUACAUGCGGUAAAGGUGAAAGAUUACAUGAUGAAGCGAUUUUAUUCGCACACAAGGCAGCAAAAACGCAUCCCGAAGUAUUUGACACUAAAAAAGAAGGAAGACACCCAUAUCCGCCGACAAAAGUGCAUCUUUUUGUUUACGAUGCAAUGCCACACGUCUUUCAAAUGUUUCUUUUCCAUCCAGCUGCUAUAAGUUCAAUUAAACAAUCCGCCGCAUUCAUACGCAAAUUAAUACCGGAGCCACCCACGGAUUCAACAACCCGAUCGCAGCAUCAGUCCACCGUUGAGAGCUGUAGUGAUAGCUCGGGGUCAGACAUUUCGUUGUUGGAAGAAGAAACCGAGAAUCUUGAAGACGAAAACGAAAUUCUGGUUCAACGAUAUUGUGAUAUUAAAGGGAAACCUCGGGAGAAAAAUGAAUUGGACGAUACUGAUCCUAGUGUUUUGAAAGAGUGGGUGAAAUUUUUGGGCAAGUUCCCAGAUUUUAAGGCACAUCCCGAAUAUUUGGAUGUAUAG
This is a messenger RNA of Ambispora gerdemannii, 1455 nucleotides long. The record is from the annotation of a GenBank genome assembly. NCBI's taxonomy places the organism in Eukaryota, Fungi, Glomeromycota, Glomeromycetes, Archaeosporales, Ambisporaceae.